CUGCAAGUCCAUGAAGGUACCGCCCUGUCACGUGAUUGAGGGAAUCAUGGCGUCCUCCCGGAGGCGGCUGCUGUGUGUUCGCUCCGGGGCGCUCAGCCUCUUAUUUUACUGCGUUUAUUCGCACCUGCAGCUGGUCCUGAGCGAGGAGGCGGAGAACUGCCAGAACCUGAGACUCGGACAAUAUAAAUGCAACGAUCCAAAGAUCGAUGAAUCCACUCAGGAGCCAGAGAACUGCAGGGACAUGACGGCGUGGGUGGAAUGCCUCCCAGCUCCAAACAUCAGCUGUCGGCUCUCCAACGGGACGGUGUUCAGGUUUAGCGGGGACGAGGUCGGCUUCAACAAAUCCAUCCCCUGCAGAAAUGUGAGUGGUUAUUCCUACAAAGUGGCCGUGGCAUUGUCUCUGUUUCUGGGCUGGCUCGGAGCAGAUCGCUUCUACCUGGGAUAUCCUGCUCUGGGACUGUUGAAGUUCUGCACUGUUGGUUUCUGUGGGAUUGGCACACUCAUCGACUUCAUAUUGAUCGCCAUGCAGAUCGUGGGUCCAGCGGACGGAUCAAACUACAUUGUGGAUUAUUACGGCGCCCGUCUGACCCGUCUGUCCAUCACCAACGAGACUUUCAGGAAGCCACAUCACUCUCUGUGAGCUCACCUGGACGCUGCCUGCAUCUCCAUCAGUGCAAUAAAUUCAGACCUGCUGUGAAGAAAUCCCUCCUCAUCUUCAGUCACAGUCUGUUUGAAUCUAUUCAAUGGUCGCUCAGAGUCAUCCU
Molecule: messenger RNA, 764 nt
Organism: Haplochromis burtoni (Burton's mouthbrooder)
Lineage: Eukaryota; Metazoa; Chordata; Actinopteri; Cichliformes; Cichlidae
Gene: tm2d1
Product: TM2 domain containing 1
Exons: 7
Coding region: 11-640 (209 amino acids)
Source: RefSeq, a predicted model, not a curated record